ACCGUUGGAAGAUACGCACGUACGUCCUGGUCUCUCUUUUUCAAACCCUUUAUCUUUGUGAUCUUAAAUAACACACGACAAAAAGGUUGUGAUUAUAUAUCGACAUGCGUGAAAUUGUUCACAUACAAGCUGGCCAAUGUGGUAACCAGAUAGGGUCAAAGUUCUGGGAGGUGAUAAGCAUCGAGCAUGACAUCGCACCCACGGGAGAGUAUGUCGGUCACCACGAACUGCAGCUCGAGCGCAUCGACGUCUACUACAACGAGGCGUCAGGUGGCAAAUACGUGCCGCGAGCCAUUCUAGUGGACCUGGAGCCCGGGACGAUGGACUCGGUCAGAACUGGACCCUUCGGCGCACUGUUCAAACCUGAUAACUUCGUCUUCGGUCAGAGUGGCGCGGGCAACAACUGGGCCAAAGGGCACUACACGGAGGGCGCCGAGCUCGUCGAUAACGUCAUCGACGUGGUCAGGAAGGAGGCGGAGGGAUGUGACUGCCUUCAGGGCUUCCAGCUCACCCACUCUCUGGGGGGCGGCACUGGGUCAGGUCUCGGUACCCUCCUCAUCUCAAAGAUCAGGGAGGAAUAUCCUGAUAGGAUUAUGAACACUUUCUCCGUCGUGCCAAGCCCUAAAGUAUCGGACACAGUCGUUGAACCCUACAACGCAACUCUGUCAAUGCAUCAGCUGGUUGAAAACACCGAUGAAACUUUCUGUAUCGACAAUGAAGCUCUUUAUGACAUAUGUUUCAAGACGCUUAAAUUGACCACACCGACCUACGGUGACUUGAACCACUUGGUGUCACUGACGAUGUCGGGGGUGACGACAUGUUUGCGGUUCCCAGGACAACUGAACGCCGACCUGCGCAAGCUGGCCGUCAACAUGGUGCCCUUCCCCAGGCUUCAUUUCUUCAUGCCGGGCUUUGUUCCACUCACCGCUAGAACGUCGCAGCAAUACCAACCGAUGACAGUCCCGGAGCUAACGGCUCAGAUGUUCGAGCCAAAAAACAUGAUGGCAGCCUGCGACCCGAGGCAUGGCCGAUACCUCACCGUGGCCACGGUUUUCAGAGGCAGGAUGUCCAUGAAGGAAGUUGAUGAACAAAUGCUCAGCGUACAGAAUAAAAAUUCUUCCUACUUUGUCGAGUGGAUCCCAAACAACGUGAAGACUGCGGUGUGCGACAUACCGCCUCGAGGCAUGAAGAUGUCAGCCACAUUCAUCGGUAACUCGACAGCCAUACAGGAGCUCUUCAAGCGGAUUUCGGAGCAGUUCACGGCGAUGUUCCGGCGGAAGGCUUUCCUGCAUUGGUACACGGGGGAAGGUAUGGACGAAAUGGAGUUCACGGAGGCGGAGUCCAACAUGAACGACCUCGUGUCAGAGUAUCAGCAGUACCAGGAGGCUACUGCUGACGAGGGACUUGAAUACGAAGACGAUGAAGAGGACGAACUCGCCUACAAUGAAGUAUAAAACCGAAGCUUACACUCGAAGAAAAAUGUGAGACUUUUUCCAAAUAAUGAUGCCCUUUUUGCCCUAUGUGUGGAUCAUACUAUACUAGUUUGGCACAGCAAAAGGGCGUAGCGCACUACGUUCAAAAGGGCGUGCUACUGCCAUUAUCUGCUCGUGCUGUGCCUGAGAAAGUGUGUCACUAUUUGAACAAAAUGACUCCUCCUUUUUUCUCAAUGCGUAUUUCAUGUUUGAAAUGCGAGUGGCUUGGUAAAGAUAAAGAUAAAUGUUGAAGGUUGAAAAUGGGUCCAUGGAACGUUAGAAUUAUUGAACGCGUCUAAUUUUAUGGGCAUAAUGUUACUGUAAAUCGAUACAUAAUCUAAGAGUAUUGAAAAAUACAACGCGAAGCAUGCGCUUUCAUUGCAAUACGUGUUAGUUAAGUAAGAUUAUAGGAAUUAGAUAAAAAUUUCGUUCAUUUUAAACUUACCUUAGUAAUUAUAGUUUUAACAUUUGUUCCACACGACAUAGAAAACAACAGGUUUCUACCUAAUACACAAUUAAAUUGAUACCGAUUCUCGGAUAAUAAUAACUCAGGUUUAAAAACAUUUUUAAGUAGCAAGCAAUUCAUGCAGGAAAUUAACGACAUGAAAGCUAGUCCCUUAUUGCAUUAUUUCUUCCUUAUUUAUUUAUUUCAUUUAUUUCAUCCUUAUAU
This is a messenger RNA of Hyalella azteca, 2142 nucleotides long. Its product is annotated as tubulin beta chain-like. Gene Ontology annotation, cellular component: microtubule; cytoplasm. The record is from RefSeq and is a predicted model, not a curated record. Gene Ontology annotation, molecular function: GTP binding; structural constituent of cytoskeleton; GTPase activity. NCBI's taxonomy places the organism in Eukaryota, Metazoa, Arthropoda, Malacostraca, Amphipoda, Hyalellidae. Bases 105 to 1454 code for a protein of 449 amino acids. Gene Ontology annotation, biological process: microtubule cytoskeleton organization; mitotic cell cycle. The transcript is spliced from 7 exons.